UCAGCUUGUUGUAUUCCAGAGCGAACGGGUUCAACGACCAACAACACAUACAUUGCUGAGACAGCGCGACUAGGUCUGUCGUCAAUUGGACAAAAUACCCGUGUCGCUCAUAUGAAGAGGCUAUCGUAUUUGCAGCAUCACUUGUCGCUCCUCUCUCUCGCGAACACCCUCUCUGGCUCUUUCUUCCUCCCCGUCUCGCCGGUUCACUUCGGUGGUAGGAGGGGAGGGGAAAAGAAAAGCGACAGGCGGAAGAAUCUCGGUUGCUUCGCUGGUCCUUUUUGUCUUUUGCCGGUAAUUGUCCUCGCGACUGAUUGCGCGCAGUGGUCCGUGGAGGUAUGCAAGCUCAGAUCAGGUCAUCGCUGGUGA
Rasamsonia emersonii CBS 393.64 is the source of this 366-nucleotide messenger RNA. RefSeq lists its product as uncharacterized. NCBI's taxonomy places the organism in Eukaryota, Fungi, Ascomycota, Eurotiomycetes, Eurotiales, Trichocomaceae. The transcript has a single exon. The annotation marks the transcript as partial. The record is from RefSeq and is a predicted model, not a curated record.